AUGACAAAACUAGCUUCUGGGGGCGAAGACACGGCUUACCAAGACUUAUUGGAGUACGAAUUCUCUUCUAGGGAUGGCAACGAGGAAGACGAUGAAGACACAGACUCAGAGGAACAACUGGAGGAAAGGAAGACAGCACAGUCGUGGCUCACGUCCGCCUGUGGCGAUGAAUUCAUUUCGUACCAUUGGAUCUACGAAGACCGCGAUUGUGAAUAUUUGGUCGUCAACAAGGUAGGCUACCAGUGCGCUACACGAUACUGCGAGCGUAAAAACGGACUCUGGGGACAAUUAUUUUUUGGCAAAACCUAUAAGAAGUUCAUCGACCUUGUUGCUGAAGUAGUGGGCCGCGCGCAACUCGCCGAGGUUGACGCAAUGGAGGAACUAAUCUCGAUGAUAACGGACUACUCACUGAUGUGCCGUGCAAAAAUCCGCCGAGCGCCCGACAUUGCAGGACUAUUUCCGAUUGCCGCAGGCGGAGAACGAUACGUGAUCGCGGUGGUCGAAUACGUCACGCGAUAUGCAGUAGCGCGUAGCAGAGUGCAAAAUACGGCUGAAAACGUGGCAAUGAUCAUCAUGGAAGCGGGAAGAUAA
Phytophthora infestans T30-4 is the source of this 591-nucleotide messenger RNA. RefSeq lists its product as uncharacterized. The record is from RefSeq and is a predicted model, not a curated record. NCBI's taxonomy places the organism in Eukaryota, Oomycota, Peronosporomycetes, Peronosporales, Peronosporaceae. The transcript has 6 exons. The coding region runs from base 1 to 591 and encodes 196 amino acids.